AUGCUGAUACACGACGUCGGUUCGGUGUACGAGGUCCGGCGCAUUCUCCACGACCUGCUCGAGGACACUCGGCGCUACCAUCACCACUGGGCCGCCUCCCAAGUGCCUAGCCUCAGUGCUAAUGGCCCCGUCAACGAGUUCUUCCACCAGUGGCAGUCGACUCGCUACAACCAGCGCCAUUUGGCCCGCCAGCUCGCCCAGAUCGACGAGAUGGUCCGCGAUGGCAGCAGCGAUGGCGCUGACAGCACCGCCACGUCUCCGGAGUCGUCGCAGCGGUCAGGACCCCGCACCGCAUUCACCUAG
This is a messenger RNA of Diutina rugosa, 303 nucleotides long. RefSeq lists its product as uncharacterized. NCBI's taxonomy places the organism in Eukaryota, Fungi, Ascomycota, Pichiomycetes, Serinales, Debaryomycetaceae. The record is from RefSeq and is a predicted model, not a curated record. Bases 1 to 303 code for a protein of 100 amino acids. The transcript has a single exon.